Molecule: messenger RNA, 6737 nt
Organism: Psammomys obesus (fat sand rat)
Lineage: Eukaryota; Metazoa; Chordata; Mammalia; Rodentia; Muridae
Gene: Trpm2
Product: transient receptor potential cation channel subfamily M member 2
Exons: 33
Coding region: 103-4629 (1508 amino acids)
Biological process (GO): calcium ion transmembrane transport
Cellular component (GO): membrane
Molecular function (GO): ligand-gated calcium channel activity
Source: RefSeq, a predicted model, not a curated record
CGCCUAGCGGAGAGAUGCGGGUUAGGGCGGCUGUCCUGCGCAGCUGCGCGAGUGACGCUGGGGUGCGCGGCCUCUGAGCAGGUGGAUCUGGAGCUGUGGAGGAUGGAGUCCUCAGACUGGAGAAGACCUGGCUCUGAGCAAGAGGAGGGCUUUGGGGUGCAGGCCAGGAGGGCCACCGAUCUGGGCAUGGUCGCCAAUCUCCGGCGAAGCAAUAGCAGCCUUUACAAGAGCAGGAGGCUUCUGUGCCCCUUCAGCAGUGAGAAGCAAGAAAACCUUAGCUCAUGGAUUCCUGAAAACAUCAAGAAGAAGGAGUGUGUGUAUUUUGUGGAAAGUUCCAAACUCUCUGAUGCGGGGAAGGUCGUGUGUGCAUGCGGUUACACCCACGAACAGCACUUGGAGGUGGCCAUCAAGCCGCACAGCUUCCAGGGCAAGGAGUGGGACCCAAAGAAGCACGUCCACGAGAUGCCGACAGAUGCCUUUGGCGACAUCGUUUUCACGGGCCUGAGCCAGAAAGUGGGGAAGUAUGUCCGGGUCUCCCAGGACACACCCUCCGUUGUCAUCUACCAACUCAUGACCCAGCACUGGGGCCUGGAUGUCCCCAACCUCCUCAUCUCCGUUACUGGUGGGGCCAAGAACUUCAACAUGAAGCUGAGGCUGAAGAGCAUCUUCCGGAGAGGCCUGGUCAAGGUGGCCCAAACCACAGGGGCCUGGAUCAUCACUGGGGGGUCCCACACAGGGGUGAUGAAGCAGGUGGGUGAGGCGGUACGGGACUUCAGCCUGAGCAGCAGUUGCAAAGAAGGAGAAGUCAUCACCAUUGGUGUAGCCACAUGGGGUACCAUCCACAACCGUGAGGGGCUGAUCCAUCCCACGGGAGGCUUCCCCGCGGAGUACAUGCUGGAUGAGGAAGGCCAAGGGAAUCUGACCUGCCUAGACAGCAACCACUCCCACUUCAUCCUGGUGGAUGAUGGGACCCAUGGGCAGUACGGUGUGGAGAUUCCGCUGAGGACCAAACUGGAGAAGUUCAUAUCAGAGCAAACAAAGGAAAGGGGAGGUGUGGCCAUCAGGAUCCCCAUUGUCUGUGUGGUGUUGGAGGGUGGCCCUGGCACCCUGCAUACCAUCUACAAUGCCAUCACCAACGGCACACCCUGUGUGAUAGUGGAGGGCUCCGGCCGAGUGGCUGACGUCAUCGCACAGGUGGCCGCUCUGCCCGUCUCCGAGAUCACCAUCUCCUUGAUCCAACAGAAGCUGAGCAUCUUCUUCCAGGAGAUGUUUGAGACUUUCACUGAAAACCAAAUCGUGGAAUGGACCAAAAAGAUCCAAGACAUUGUCCGGAGGCGACAGCUGCUGACGAUCUUCCGGGAAGGCAAGGAUGGUCAGCAAGAUGUGGACGUGGCCAUUCUGCAGGCUUUACUAAAAGCCUCUCGAAGCCUCGACCACUUCGGCCACGAGAACUGGGACCAUCAGCUGAAGCUGGCGGUGGCGUGGAACCGUGUGGAUAUCGCUCGCAGUGAGAUCUUCACCGAUGAGUGGCAGUGGAAGCCUUCAGAUCUGCACCCCAUGAUGACAGCUGCCCUCAUCUCUAACAAGCCCGAGUUCGUGAGGCUCUUUCUGGAGAAUGGGGUGCGGCUGAAGGAGUUUGUCACUUGGGACACUCUAGUCUGCCUGUACGAGAAUCUGGAGCCGUCCUGCCUCUUCCACAGCAAGCUGCAGAAGGUGCUGGCCGAAGAGCAUGAACGCCUAGCCUGUGGACCCACUGCCCCCCGGCUGCACAUGCACCACGUGGCCCAGGUGCUCCGUGAACUCCUGGGGGACUCCACGCAGCUGCUGUACCCCCGGCCCCGGUACAGUGACCGGCCACGGCUCUCACUGCCCAUGCCACACAUCAAACUCAAUGUACAAGGAGUGAGCCUCCGGUCCCUCUAUAAGAGAUCAACAGACCAUGUUACCUUCACCAUUGACCCGGUCCGCGACCUUCUCAUUUGGGCCGUCAUCCAGAACCACAGGGAGCUGGCAGGCAUCAUCUGGGCUCAGAGCCAGGACUGUACUGCUGCAGCACUGGCCUGUAGCAAGAUCCUGAAGGAGCUGUCCAAGGAGGAGGAAGAUACAGACAGCUCAGAGGAGAUGCUGGCACUGGCGGACGAGUUUGAGCACAGGGCUAUAGGUGUCUUCACUGAGUGCUACCGGAAGGAUGAGGAAAGAGCCCAGAAGCUGCUUGUCCGUGUGUCUGAGGCCUGGGGGAAGACCACCUGCCUGCAGCUGGCCCUUGAGGCCAAGGACAUGAAAUUUGUGUCUCAUGGAGGCAUCCAGGCUUUCCUGACCAAGGUGUGGUGGGGCCAGCUCUGUGUGGACAAUGGCUUGUGGAGGAUCAUCCUGUGCAUGCUGGUCUUCCCACUGCUCUUCACCGGCUUCAUCUCUUUCAGGGAAAAGAAGCUGCAGGCACUGUGUCGCCCAGCCCGCGUCCGUGCCUUCUUUAAUGCCCCCGUGGUCAUCUUUCAUCUGAAUAUCCUGUCCUACUUCGCCUUUCUCUGUCUGUUUGCCUAUGUGCUCAUGGUGGACUUCCAGCCCUCGCCAUCCUGGUGCGAGUACCUCAUCUACCUGUGGCUCUUCUCCCUGGUGUGCGAGGAGAUGCGGCAGCUCUUCUACGAUCCCGAUGGCUGUGGGCUGAUGAAGAAGGCGUCCCUGUACUUCAGUGACUUCUGGAACAAGCUGGAUAUUGGGGCCAUCCUGCUCUUCAUAGCAGGACUGACCUGCCGGCUCAUCCCAGUGACACUGUACCCCGGGCGCAUCAUCCUGUCUUUGGACUUCAUCAUGUUCUGCCUCCGCCUCAUGCACAUCUUCACAAUCAGCAAGACGCUGGGGCCCAAGAUAAUCAUCGUGAAACGGAUGAUGAAGGACGUCUUCUUCUUCCUCUUCCUCCUGGCGGUGUGGGUGGUAUCCUUCGGAGUGGCCAAGCAGGCCAUCCUCAUUCAUAACGAGAGCCGAGUGGACUGGAUCUUCCGAGGGGUCGUCUACCACUCUUACCUGACCAUCUUUGGGCAGAUCCCAACCUACAUCGAUGGUGUAAAUUUCAGCAUGGACCAGUGCAGCCCCAAUGGCACGGACCCCUACAAGCCCAAGUGUCCGGAGAGCGACUGGACAGGGAAAGUGCCUGCCUUCCCCGAGUGGCUCACGGUCACCCUGCUCUGCCUCUACCUGCUCUUCGCCAACAUCCUGCUGCUUAACUUGCUCAUCGCCAUGUUCAACUAUACAUUCCAGGAGGUGCAGGAGCACACAGACCAGAUCUGGAAGUUCCAGCGCCACGAUCUGAUUGAGGAGUACCACGGCCGGCCCCCGGCCCCUCCACCCCUCAUCCUCCUCAGCCACCUGCAGCUCCUGAUCAAGAGGAUUGUCCUGAAGAUUCCUGCCAAGCGGCACAAGCAGCUCAAGAACAAGCUGGAGAAGAACGAGGAGGUGGCCCUCCUGACCUGGGAGGUCUACCUGAAGGAGAACUACCUGCAGAACCAGCAGUUCCAGCAUAAACAGUGGCCAGAGCAGAAGAUCCAGGACAUCAGUGAGAAAGUGGACACUAUGGUGGGUCUGCUGGACAUGGACCGUGUGAAGAGGUCAGGCUCCAUGGAGCAGAGGCUGGCCUCCUUGGAGGAACAGGUGGCUCAGACGGCCAGAGCCUUGCAUUGGAUCGUGACAGCCCUGAAGGACAGUGGCUUUGGCUCAGGGGCAGGCGUGCUGACCCUGGCGCCCCAGAAGGCCUUCGAUGAGCCGGAUGCUGAGCUGAGUAUCAGGAGGAAAGCAGAGGAGCCAGGAGAUGGCUACCACGUGAACGCCCGGCAUCUCCUCUACCCCAAUGCCCGCAUCAUGCGCUUCCCCGUGCCUAACGAGAAGGUGCCCUGGGAGGCGGAGUUUCUGAUCUAUGACCCUCCAUUUUACACCGCCGAGAAGAAAGAUGUGGCUCUCACAGACCCUGUGGGAGACAUGGCAGAACCUCUGUCUAAGAUCAGUUACAACGUUGUGGAUGGAAUGACAGACCGCCGAAGCUUCCACGGAGCCUAUGUGGUCCAGUACGGGCUCCCCUUGAACCCCAUGGGCCGAACGGGGUUGCGUGGACGAGGGAGCCUCAGCUGGUUUGGACCCAACCAUACCCUGCAGCCGGUGGUUACUCGGUGGAAGAGGAACCAGGGUGGAGCCAUCUGCCGGAAGAGUGUCAGGAAGAUGCUGGAGGUGCUGGUGAUGAAGCUGCCUCACUCAGAGCACUGGGCGCUGCCAGGGGGCUCUCGGGAGCCAGGGGAGAUGCUGCCCCGGAAGCUGAAACAGGUCCUCCGGCAGGAGUUCUGGGUGGCCUUUGAGACCUUGUUGAUGCAGGGUACAGAGGUGUACAAAGGGUACGUGGAUGACCCACGGAACACAGACAAUGCUUGGAUCGAGACGGUGGCUGUCAGCAUCCAUUUCCAAGGCCAGAACGAUGUGGAGCUCAAGAGGCUAGAAGAGAACCUGCACACCCAUGAUCCAAAGGAGUCGACCGGUGGCCUGGGGAUGUCUACUGAAUGGCAGGUGGUGGAUCGGCGCAUCCCCCUCUAUGCGAACCACAAGACCAUCCUCCAAAAGGUGGCCUCGCUGUUUGGAGCUCACUUCUGACUGUGGGUUCUGGCGGAAGCUCCAGGGGCACAAGUGGCCAUCCAUCAAUGGCCCCAGGACUUGGGCUGCUUCGUUUAGGGCCGGCGGCAGGUUGUGGGGAGGGGUUGGGUGACCACCGGGAUCUGAACAGGUCCCCAGAGGUGCUGUCCUGAGAGCCACCUCUGCCACAACAGGAGGGUUACAAGUAGCCUCUGUCCUCAGGGACCAUGCCCUGACUGGGGCUAAAUGGGCCCUGUCCAGCGAGAUGCUGCCACUGCCCGUAAAGCCUGGCUGGAAGUGCUACCUCUGGGACAGGCGCUAUCCCCUGGAGGGGCCUAUGUCUUCAUUGUGGGAGCCUUCUGCCCUACGCAGACCAUAGAUAGAGGCUGGGCCUCCUUCAGGAAGGGGCAUUGUCCUCAUGACUCCCAGCCAGUGCUGGGUCACAGGCGUUGGGAAAGGCAGUGAGGGCUUUGAGGUAGGACCAUUCCCAUCCCUACACUUCAGAAGGCACGCAGGCAGGGGCGUCCCCUCCCCCAGCUCCAGCUGACCUCAGGGCACAGAAGACAGUGGUGGUCACUGUGUCAUGGCCUCUAGAGGAAUGCACCAUUGUGAAUGAGAGGCUUUCUCUGACAGGGCAGGUGACUCAGGGGUCGGUACUGGCAAGGAGAUCAGCGCUGUAGCCAGGGAGGGGUGGGCAAAGCUGUGCUUUAAUGAGAUGGGUCAAUAAAGAACUGAUAUGACCGAUCUAUCUAGAAGUUAAUCUUGGAAAAGUCCGGGACUCAACUCGGAACACCAGGAGCAAAGGAAAGCAUGAGAACUCUCGGGUGGCUGGGGCCUGUUCCAGUAGACUGGGAAACACAUCCUGAGCCAUCCUGAGACACUGGAAACAGCCUGGUUUCCUAGACAGCAGGUAUCCUUGGCUCCGAGAAAGGAGGCCAAGAUGCCCAGAGGGAAGUGAUCAGAUUGGCAUCUCCUGCCAAGCAACAGAAGGGUUUCUGGGAAGCAACAGGUAGCCUAUGGAGGGCUGCUAAGUGGCUCCAUGGAAGCUGGAGGGCACAGUCCUAGGUUGUUCUUUUUCCAGUUCGGGCUUCAAAACAAUGCAAAGAGUCGGGAAUUCUGAAAGAUCCAGGAAGCCCUGGAGAUCUAGGCUUUUUGAGAGAGCGAGGAAUUCUAGGAGAAACAAGGAUUCUACUGGUACAGAGGAGGCCCAACCUGGCCUAAAUUGUUGAGAAAGUUGUCUAAAAGGCAACUGGCUCUGUUCUGGCUGGCCCUGUAGCCUCUUGGCCACCCUGUCUCCUGAGAUACAGGCUAAUAGCACAAUGGCACAGGGAUGGGGGUGGGGCGAGCAUAUGGAGAGCAAAACAAACCAGUCACAUGUGCACCAGCUGAGGGAUGCAGGUCAUGGUUUCCUUCAAGGGUACCUUCGAAUUCAGUCCCACCUCCUGAAGGUUCCACCACCUUCCAGCAGUACCAUGCUAAGAACGAGGCCUCCAACAGUCAAGUCCCAUGCCUGGGCCAAGAAGGCAGGAGCUGAGGAAACAAAAGGCACUUUGAGAGAUUGGCCUAAUUGCCUGUCUACCUCCCAGCUGUCCUUUAAGCCAAGCCAGCGGUGCCAGGAGAUAUCACAGCUAAAAGAUGCAGUCUAACUGAAUACUGACUCUACUUCUCUGGAUUUCCCAGGGCUGUCUUUGGUUUUAGGAUCUCAAUACACUGACUUCUUAGUUCCUCUGUCUGCAGCAGUGACUCGGACUCCUGCUGUCCAUAGUGAUCUUUUCACUGCUGACCGUGUUGUCGCUCUGGACAGUGUAUUCAGCUUGAGUGUGUCUGCUGUCUUCUCACAGCUGCCUGAAGGGACUCACUAGACGAGAGCAUCAGCAGAGCAAGGUUAUUCUUUCUCAAUGUGUAGCCACUGCCUGUCUGGUCAGUGGGAUAUGAACCCGCGUGAUGACUAAUCAUUGUAAACUUGAUAGGACUUAGAAUCACUAAAAGACUGAAGAAAACCUCUGGAUGUAACUGGGAGCUUUUCUGGCUAUAUAGUGUGUUCCUAUAUCUACCCUUCUCCACCCCAAUCUUUUCCAAGUUCCCAACUCUAGGUAGGCAAGAAAAAAGGUUAGAGGGGGUGUAGACUU